This is a messenger RNA of Condylostylus longicornis, 903 nucleotides long. RefSeq lists its product as uncharacterized. Lineage: Eukaryota; Metazoa; Arthropoda; Insecta; Diptera; Dolichopodidae. The record is from RefSeq and is a predicted model, not a curated record. The transcript has a single exon. The annotation marks the transcript as partial.
AUGAAGUAUAAAAAUUGUAAGGAGAAAAAAACUGCAAACAACGAUAUGCCAAAUGAAAAUAUUUGGAAAAACAAAAUAUGCAAUUGCCUAACGAAAGAUAUAAAGAACAAAGGAUGUAAAACAAGCGAGAAAGUUACGGAAUGCAGUAAUAAAAAAGGAACUCAUAAGAAUGAUCUAACGGACAACAGUUUUCCAUCGUCUUCAAAUCCUGAUAACGUAAAAUAUAAAAAAUCUUCUUUUGAUUCCAUAGACUAUUUUGAUCAACCCGCAUCAAAUUCUCGUAACCAAUUUGAAAAAAAUUGCAAACACUCAAAAAAGUUUCGCGGAAGAAGAAUAUUUUCAAGCAAUGAAGAAAUAUUUAAGAAUUGUUCUUCGCAACGAGACCGAGUUUGCUUGAAACAAAAUUUAUAUGAAUAUAACAACAAAAACUUUUUAAAAAAUAAUGAAAAUAAAGGACGAUCAUCAGAACAAAAAAAAAUAUGUUUGGUUGAUACUCAUACAUUGAAAACUAACCAUUAUGAUAAAUAUAACGAUCUUAAUUCAAAAGAGACUGACGAUAUAGGUUUUACGCCAAGAAGUCGAAAUCAAAAUAUAAAUAAAAAUGUAAAUAUUCAUCAAACCGAGCAAAGAAAAUAUUUAUGUAUUAGGGAUCCGGAUAGUGAUUCAUCAACUUCAUCUUUUGCAGAACGAAACUUCACUCGUAAUAAAAGCGUUCUUAGAAAAAAUUUGAAAAAUAAAUUAACACCAAUUAACCUUAAAAUAAGGUCUAAAUACGCUAAAUUUCGAAAGUCAAAAAACUCUGGUUGCACAAUUAGAAUUGAAACAAAAAACUAAAAAAGUAUUUUAAUUCUGAAUUAGUAUUAUAUUUAUCAAUACUUAAUAUUAUCGUCACAAAUUUUAAAU